Trypanosoma brucei brucei TREU927 is the source of this 1242-nucleotide messenger RNA. RefSeq names its product eukaryotic translation initiation factor, putative. Gene Ontology annotation, biological process: translational initiation. Bases 1 to 1242 code for a protein of 413 amino acids. The record is from RefSeq and is a predicted model, not a curated record. NCBI's taxonomy places the organism in Eukaryota, Euglenozoa, Kinetoplastea, Trypanosomatida, Trypanosomatidae. Gene Ontology annotation, molecular function: translation initiation factor activity. The transcript has a single exon. Gene Ontology annotation, cellular component: nucleus; eukaryotic translation initiation factor 3 complex; cytoplasm.
AUGACUGAAAUGCUGAGCUGUUUGGUGCCGUACCUUGAUAAGCACUUGGUACUUGGCCUCCUCUAUUUUUACGAUGAUCAGGGUGUCGAUGUGGGUGAUGCCCUCCGAUUCGUGCAGGCGACCACGGCGCUGACGCCGGAGGGUGAAGUGUCCCUCGAGCAGGAGAACAAAAUUCGUGAGACCGCCGAGCGCGCUCGCCCAGCACUUGACAUGUUUUUUGAGCAGAACGUUUCGGACAACUGCACAUACCAGUUGUGCCUCACGGAGAGUCGGAUUGACGAAUUGCGAGGUAAAGGAGAGUUGUCUCGUGGUUUCCUUGAGAAGGAGGGUAUUACCCCCAAGGUUAUGACCGCCGUGAUGGAUUUGGCCUUUUUGUACUACGACGCGGCGCGGUACGGGGACGCAUCUGAACUACUUUCCUUGUUACAGUGUGUUACGGGAUACGAGCUUGGCGAAAGCAAGUUACUAUGGGGAAGGCUGGUGUGUGAUACGUGCUCAUGCAGAUGGCCGUCUGCGAUCGCGGCAGCGGAGAAACUGUGGAAACAGCAAGGUGCAGACGGGUCAGAGAACAAGUCAGGAAAGACAACACUCCGCGGCGACAAUGGAACCUCCGUAACGGAGCGAGUGUGGUUGUUGCAUUGGGCUCUCUUCCCGUUCUUCAAGGGUGGUAACCAGUACUCCACACAUCUGUUGAACAUUGUCUUUGACAACAAGACGGAUUCCAUAUACCAGUGUGUUGUAGAGACGGUGUGCCCACACUAUCUGCGCUACAUCUGCGCGGCUGCUAUUCUCAACACACACCGUCGCUCCGCCCUUCGUAGAGCUGCCGAGAUGGUGGGAAGAAUUUAUGAAUAUUCCGACCCGCUCACGCAACUUGUGAGGGAAAUCACGAAUUACCGCUCCUUCGAGGACACCCUUGAGCUACUGCCGAAGGUAAGCGAGCUGGCACAAGGUGACUAUUUCCUCAAUCUGCACGCUGAUAAUUUGGUCGAGAACGCGAAGCGGCUUAUUUUCACCCAGUAUGUGGUAACCCACAGUGUAGUGUCAAUACCAUACAUGGCGGAAAGGCUAGAAAUGAGUGCGGCAGGGGCCGAGGUGUGGCUAGCUGAUCUCAUCAGCGAGACAAAGCAGCGUGCAAAGAUCGAUGCCGUAACAGGUCAAAUGUUUGUUGGCUCGCAGGUUCGUUCCGUCCAUCAAACGGUGCUUGACAGGUUGGAGCCGGUUGACCACGGUCGGCGCUGA